Dicentrarchus labrax (European seabass) is the source of this 5253-nucleotide messenger RNA. Its product is annotated as sphingosine kinase 1. The coding region runs from base 104 to 1777 and encodes 557 amino acids. Gene Ontology annotation, biological process: sphingosine biosynthetic process; negative regulation of apoptotic process; cellular response to growth factor stimulus. Lineage: Eukaryota; Metazoa; Chordata; Actinopteri; Moronidae. The transcript has 5 exons. Gene Ontology annotation, cellular component: intracellular membrane-bounded organelle; cytoplasm; membrane. The record is from RefSeq and is a predicted model, not a curated record.
CUCCACUUCGCUCUCACUAUCCAGGCGGGUAGCAAUGUAAGACCGUGGCUGGUGCUUUAUCCCGGACCCCCCUCCGCGUCCCGGUCUGGCCCGUCCGCUCAGGAUGGAUCAGAGGAGAGCUGAACCGGACCGCAACUCCAUCACCAACCCGGUUUCGCUUUACGGGGAAUUCACAGUCACCGGUAACCGAAAAGUCAGGUACGCCGUGAGCUUGACCGAGAGGGAGCUCAUCGUCCAGAGGCUCACCUCAACACCUGUCGGGCGGAACAAGGUGGUGCUCAACCUGAAGGACUGCGUCGGCUGCCGGUCUUACCGAGAAGAUGACAACGCGGACCCGGCAGCGUACCUCACAGUCUACUUGUACCCGCUCAGACGGCGCUGGGUGAGUUCCGGGCUGUCGCGGUACAGAGCUGAGCACUGCUUUCGUCUCGCCGAGCUUCAGGACCCGCGCGCUAACCUGGAGGAGGCAGAGAAGUGGGCUCGCGCCAUCCGAGAGCGCUCUGCCCGGCAACAGUAUCUAAGAGACGGGGUGUUGAUGAGCGAGUUGUCUCGUCCGUGCCGUAUGAUGCUGCUGGUGAACCCACAGAGCGGGAAAGGACAGGCGCUCACGCUGUACAACAACCACAUACAACGAAUGCUCAACGAGGCAGGAAUCCCACACACUCUGGUUAUUACCGAGCGGCAGAACCACGCCCGAGAGCUGGUGAGAGAGGCUGACCUGUCACAGUGGGACGCUUUAGUCAUCAUGUCUGGAGACGGACUUCUAUUUGAGGUGAUAAAUGGUCUGCUGGAGAGACCAGACUGGGAGGAGGCCAUCCGGACACCGCUGGGUAUCCUUCCUGGUGGAUCAGGCAACGCCUUGGCUGCAUCUAUACAUCACUACUCUGGAGCCUCGCCGGUGUCCAGUGAGGAGCUUCUGGUAAGCUGUGGUUUCCUGCUCUGUAAAGGACUCGUGUCCCGUAUGGACCUGGUCUCCAUCCACCUCUCCUCCAGCCCUCGUCUCUUCUCCUUCCUGUCGCUGGCCUGGGGCUUUGUAGCGGAUGUGGACAUAGAGAGCGAGAAGUACCGUCACGUCGGAGCUGCCCGGUUCACUGUCGGCACGCUGGUCAGGCUGGCUUCUCUCCGCGUCUACAAGGGCAAGCUGGCUUACCUGCCCGCCACCGAGGACUACAACAGCAAGGAGGGUUUGAGAAAUAACGUGACGCUGCACUGCAACAAUCAGGCCUCCUCCCUGGGUCCAGCCUCUGUGCUGUGUCGACCGUCCAGAGACUCUCCCUGCGAGAACACCUUCCACAACUCCUGCCACUCCAACAACUCCCUCAAAGUGAGGAGGACGGAGAGCACGCCUUCUCGAAGCGCCACCAAAUCCCUCCCCGGCCCACCAGAUUCUCUGCUGCUCCCUCUGGACCAGCCGCUGCCCAGCGACUGGGUGGUGGUGCAGGAGGAAGACUUUGUCCUCAUGCUGGCCAUGUACCAGUCCCACCUGGCGGAAGACCUGAUGGCAGCCCCGGGCGCCACGGCGGCCGACGGCGUCAUCCAUCUUUUCUACGUUAAAGCGGGAAUAUCACGUACCGCGCUGCUGAAGCUGUUCCUAGCAAUGGAGAAGGGUGCACAUCUGGCUACUAACUGUCAACAUCUGGUGUACACUAAGGUGCGGGCACUCAGGUUGGAGCCAUAUUCGCCCAAAGGGAUAAUAACAGUAGAUGGAGAAGUGGUGGAAUAUGGGCCGGUGCAAGCAGAGGUACACAGAGGCCUGGCCAGAUUAAUCUCUGGAUGAAGUGAACCACCAGCAGCUCUGCUGUUAAAGGCCCAAUAAACAUAGUUUAUUGCUGACAUUUUUAGCAUUGUCUGUCUUAAAUCUUAAAACUAAAUCAAUGGAUGUAAGACUCAUUCACUGUUACCUGUACAACGGUACAUAGGUACCUGUGUUUCAGGAGGAAAUGACUCAAUGUAGGUUGGGCUAUUACGACAGACAGGUGCGAUGUACAGAGACCCAAAGUGUUGAAUAUUGAAUAAAUGAGUAAGACAUUAUGAAAUUAAUAAUCAUAUCAAUAAAUGGAGACAAACUACAUAGUAAAACCAUUCAUUUGUGAAAUAACCUAAUGCAGAGCAUUACCUAAGGCAUGUGACAAAGGCUGUAAUGUCACAUAACUGACUCUGGCCUCAAACAGACUUUAUUAAAAAAAAAACUGAAACAAGCUAUUUUUUAUGCUUAACUUAAACUUAACUUAAAAUUAGAAUUAAAAUUGUAUUGUGGAAUAAAAACAUUUUGAAAGUUAAAAAAACUGCUGGAAUAAAAUAAAAAUGACGUGCAAUAAACUGUUAUUGUGAAAAAGAAAACAGGAUAAAAUCUCACAAUAAUGAGCUGAGCUUUAAAAAUGUGCAAUUUCAUGCCUCUAUUUAUUUAUAUUGAACACUUUGGGUCUCCGUAGCCAUGAUGCCGUGCUUACUGUAGGAUUAUUAUUUAUAGACAAAACACAAACGCAAAUAUACAGACACGUUUUAACCUGAAUUACAGCAUCUUAUGCAACAGCAAAGGGUUGGAUUUAUGCCUUCACGGCUCCGCUGUUUGGAGACUGUGUGUGUGUGUGUGAGUGGGAUUGUCAUUGUGGUGCUGUCAUUGCCCUGGUUUUAACAGAGGUCACCGGGCUUUGUGAGUGUUUAUGAAACAGAGAGAGCCUCGAACACUCAAUUAAGGCCAAAGACUUGAAUUCUUGAAGUCAACAGAUGUCACUGUCAGCAGUUUAUAUCAGGACUAUCUCUUCUGUGGAAACUGGUCACAGUGAGGUCUGUGGAUUAUAUUUAUUGCACCACAAACAAAAUACCAUUGACCGUGUCAUUGGUAUCGAGAUACCACUACAGGUCAAAGAGAAAAUACUGUUUUUUUAAUUUGGGUGAACUGACUCGUUAAUCCACCCAUUUGUUGCAUCUUGUAUUACCAACAGCUCUAUUUAAUUGUUGAAUGCUGAUUUACGCCAUUCAUGUGAAUAACUUAAUUACUGAGUUUAGCCAUCACUAACUGAAGUAGAUACAGGAAGAGGCAAGAAAGUUUAUUACGCCUAAAUUGUGAAAAACACUUUGUGGAAUGUGCUGAACAUUACAGACUGAUAAAAACAGCCAAAUAUGAUGAGCGACUCCUGCAGCUAUGCUCUCAGGACGGAUGACUGAUGUGUUUUAGUGCCUCUUUGGCUGCAUCCUCCAUCCUUCCAUCCCAUUCUUCUUCUUUCCUCUCCGCUUUCCUCCAUCCAUCUGCUGCUAUAAGCACUGCAGUCCCAGGCCUGUGUGCCUCUGGUCUCAGCUGCUUUUCAAAAAAACACACACACACAUACAAACAAAGGCUGUCCCUAUGGGAGGUUUAUUAAUGAUCAUCACCUAGGUGUCCUUACCAUUGAGCUUUAAGUCACAUAGAGGAAGAGAUGAGUCAGGAUUUCAGAUUAUUUAAUGGGAUUUUAAUUGUGAUCCGAAUCUUCAUUUCAUUAUUUUCCAAAAAGCUGAUCUGGAUACAAAGAGGCUGGUUAAAGCUGGUUAAAACAGCACACUGGUGAGUAUAGGGAGUACAAGGGGAGGGAGGGAGGAAGAGGGGGAGAUAUCGACUUGUUAAAUGCUUCAUGAGGUAGGCGGCGUUGUGUUCCUGACAGGGCGCCCUUAUUCUUCCUCCUCACCGCAAGAAAUCAUUUGGGAGCAUUAGUGAACUGUCCUGACACUGAGAGAAGGAGAGAUGGAUGUGUUUAUUUCACCUCAAGCCAAAUGCACACAGUAACGGUAGAAUUAGGAAAGAGGGGAAGACGGGGGCUGACGGUGACAUCCACUGUGCAACAAAAGUAACAUCUGACUGUGGUUGUCAUUUUAAACACGAACAACAAGAAAGGUUGGAUGUCGAUGCCUCGAUUUGUGGACUUUUCCACCGAGAGUUUUGUCAUUUUUAAUCACGUCUAUAUAAUAUAAUAAAGGCCGACAGUUAUUUCUUCUGUGUUUUUGCACAAGCUUGUUGCUAAUGCCGUUUUGAAGCCUUCACAGGACGUCAAGGUUGAUUUUCUGUCAUUUCAUUUCUCAUUCAGUUGGCUUGAAUUCUGUUUACUCAUGAAGGAUUGCAGCAGGAAUUCAGCUGACGAACUACAAACAUGUAAAAUGGCAACAGUACUUGAAGAUGCUUGCUGUUGUUUUAGGGGACAAAUGUGGUCUGUAGCCCCAAAACCUGAGGCCAGGGAGUGGUUAAACGUGGACACACUGUACUUCCAACAGUGUUUCCAAACCAUUUUGGCUUGUGAUUCCUUUAACAUGAAGCCAGUGUAUCUGCUUGUGACCCAAGUGUAACCAUAGAGAGCUGCUGAGAUUGUUUUAUUUGAAAUAUUUUUAGGGGCCUUAUCAUGUGAAAUUAUCCAGUAAGUAAAGAGACAAAACACAUGGACUUGAAAAAGAAAGUGCUACUGACCCAGGCCACUUUCAUACAUUUUUUUUUAUUUCUAUGCAAAGUGGGGUUUCUUGUGAGUGAUGCAGUGGUCCUUCUGUUUGAUGUGCCUUGAUUGUGCUGCCUCCUGGUGGUUUGAACACAGUGGUGCAUUCACUGAUUUCUCAUUUGCUACUGGCUGGUUUUUUCAUCAGAAUCAUUUUUUUUUAAAACUCUGAUACUCGAAGGAAAACAGACAAACUGAAUAUUAUGUCAGAAGAAAACUUUUGUCUUUGAUAAAAUACUAAUUUAUGGCGUCUCCCCAGAGUGUAAUUGUGGCACAAAGCUUUUCUGUGAACAUGCAUCCCAACAGUUUAACUUUUAAAUGUUGAUAUUGAUACCAUGACAUCUGUUCAUCGGUUACUGGGGAGAUCUUAAGCAUCUGUUCAUUAUGGAAAAGAAAUUGGAGCAACGACUUAUACCUGAAUCUAAUUUCAGUCUGCAGGUGUGUGAUUGGAAAUCCAAACAAGUUAAACCAGACUGAUAAAGUUGGCAGUGAUGAAGGACCUGAUGUACAUUCUUCUGUCGGCAGCUUGAAGACAGAUGAAAGAAACUCACUUCGUCUGACUGUUGAUUUGCUGUUUAUGUCUUUUUACCUGCUGCUUCUCAACUGUUGUGUGUAAAUGUUUAUGUGAAGGGAAUUUUUAUUUUAUUUUAUUUUUUCCUGGCACACUGAAGAUUGAAUGAUUCUUUAUCCACAGAGAGAUCUAUUUUUCCAUUAGACAAAUGUCUGUAAUUUUUCUAUUAUCAAAUCAAACAUUCUGCUGGAGUGUUUUUGAUUGAAAAAUAAAUAUGACAAACAACCA